AUCACUUUCCAAGAAAAUGUGAAAAGUUUUUUUCCUGAUCAAAACCAUUUUCUUACACAAAAACCUCUCCUGUCCUCCGAUCUAAGAACUCCACCGGAACUUUCUCUCACCUGUCUCCGAUCAAUCAUAACACGACCCCAAUUCGAUUUCCACCGCUCUCCUCGUCAUCGUCUUGUUCGCGCCUUCUCAACAAACCCUAGCUCUAUUCUACAGGAGAAAAUCCGUCUGUUAAACAUUGUGGACCGAACCAUCGUCUUCAGCUUCACACCCGUUAUUUGACCGGAUCGUUUUCUGAUCCACAGAAGAUUAGUUCUUCACCAGUAUCAAAGGUUUCGCAUUUAGCCUUUUGAUUUUUGAGGUUUGGGUGGUACCGAAAAUGGCGACGAGGAACCGGAGUAUAUUGUUCAGGAAGUACAGAGAUGCAUUGAAAAGCGUUAGGGUUCCUUCGGAUUCUUUGCCGUCAUCUUCGUCGAAUCGCGGUGGUGGUCCUGUGAUCGAAUUGUCCACCACUUCGCUUCUUAAUCCCAAUCGCUCUUAUGCUCCCCUCAGUACUGAGGAUCCCGGAGCCUCCAGUAGAGGUGUACUUACAGUGGGUCUACCUCCAGCUUGGGUGGAUGUAUCUGAAGAAAUAGCAGCAAAUGUGCAACGUGUGCGGACCAAAAUGGGUGAGCUAGCCAAAGCUCAUGCCAAGGCUUUAAUGCCCUCAUUUGGAGAUGGUAAAGAAGAUCAACGUAGGAUUGAGGCUCUGACUCAAGAGAUAACUGGUCUUCUUAAAAAAUCAGAGAAGAGGUUACAGAGACUCUCUGCAGGUGGGCCUUCUGAGGAUUCCAAUAUUAGGAAAAAUGUGCAGCGCUCUCUCGCUACUGACCUUCAGAGCCUUUCAAUGGAGCUUCGCAAGAAGCAGUCAACUUAUUUGAAGCGCCUCCAACUGCAGAAAGAGGGUCCAGAUGGUGUUGACUUAGAAAUGAACUUAAAUGGAACGAAUUCCAGAAGAGAAGACAGUGAUGACUUGGAUGACUUUGUGUUUAAUGAGCAUCAAAUGGCGAAACUAAGGAAAAGCGAGGCAUUCACUGCAGAAAGGGAGAGAGAGAUCCACCAGGUUGUGGAAUCAGUAAAUGAGCUUGCUCAGAUUAUGAAGGAUCUAUCAGUGCUAGUCAUUGACCAGGGCACUAUUAUUGAUAGGAUAGACUACAAUAUUGAGAACGUUGUAGCAUCAGUCGAGGAGGGCUUUAAACAGCUGCAGAAGGCAGAGAGAUCGCAGAAACAAGGUGGGAUGGUGACUUGUGCAACAGUUCUCAUCAUCAUGUGCUUCAUCAUGUUGGUCCUCCUUAUCCUCAAGACCAUAUUAUUUUGAUAUGCAAACACAUUCCUCUACAUAUUUCAACACGAAGGUCUUCUUGUUAAGACUCUUCCCUUCAGCGUUUACUCACUGAGACACGCUGCACUUGUCGUCCUUUUUGGAAUACCAUAUGAUUUAGAGUUAUAGGAGGUGUAUUACUUUGUGACUGCUGUAAUUGUCCAUGUAUAGUGCAUUUAUAGAAACUGGGUGAGGGUCUUUUGCAGGAGGAAUAGGUUUUGAUUCUUUUGAUUAGGCAGAUGAUUUUGUAAUUUUGAAGACUCGUCUUUCUGGACUGGUUAAUUUGGACAUUUUAUACAAUAUUCUUUCAAGUAAUAAAAUGGAAUGCAUCCCAUUUUAGCGCC
Molecule: messenger RNA, 1701 nt
Organism: Rhododendron vialii
Lineage: Eukaryota; Viridiplantae; Streptophyta; Magnoliopsida; Ericales; Ericaceae
Product: syntaxin-43-like
Exons: 8
Coding region: 377-1354 (325 amino acids)
Biological process (GO): intracellular protein transport; vesicle-mediated transport; vesicle fusion
Cellular component (GO): SNARE complex; endomembrane system; membrane
Molecular function (GO): SNARE binding; SNAP receptor activity
Source: RefSeq, a predicted model, not a curated record